Messenger RNA from Seriola aureovittata, 1806 nucleotides. RefSeq lists its product as uncharacterized. The transcript is spliced from 6 exons. Gene Ontology annotation, biological process: proteasome localization; nuclear protein quality control by the ubiquitin-proteasome system. The record is from RefSeq and is a predicted model, not a curated record. Gene Ontology annotation, cellular component: nucleus. The coding region runs from base 321 to 1115 and encodes 264 amino acids. Lineage: Eukaryota; Metazoa; Chordata; Actinopteri; Carangiformes; Carangidae.
AGCAUUGUAUUGGCGGUGGAGCAGACAAAAGUUGUCAGUUUUCUUCUUACCUCCACUUCGACAGGCAGCACCAGUAGUGCAGGGAGUUUUUGUAGCGUUUAGUUAAAUUCAGUUAAGUUUGUUUUUUGCAGUAGAGCUCUAAAACUGCAUUGACGCCAUUGAGGGAGCUGCAGACCGCGGAGUUUUCCAGCUCAAGCUAACUACUGCAGUGGAUAAGUUAUAGUUGGGUUCCCUGUGGGGUUUAAAGUUCAGCUAAAAGAAGCGUCCCUGGCUACUAGCAGGUACCUAGCUCCGUGUCUUAACCGAUUAGUUUGGUCACAAUGGCAGCAGUGUGCCAGCCACGACGUGCCUUGGUGGAAAUACCUCCACCGCAACCAAAAAUUGCAGCUCGAAUGAGGAGGUCCUACCUAGAAAUAUUAAGUGCUCGCUUGGCUCCAUCUCCACUUCCAAGAGGGAGAAAUACAUCUACAAACACGAAGCGUGGUCAGUCAUUGGACUUGCCCAUUGGUGGGGUGUGGAGUGGGAGCAUUGAGGAGCACUGUGAGAAGAUGGACGAGCAACAUGCCCCACUCUCCAAACAGCAGCUAGUACAGUUAAUCAGAUCCCUCAUCUUAGUUGAACAGAGCCAAGAACCCAGGAUCCUGUCCUCAGACUUGAAGUAUCUCCAGGAAGACUUGCAACUGAAGAAGGCAAAUGUUUACAGGUCCAUACCCUACUCGCGGUUUGGCUCCAAUAGGGAUGCUCACUGCUACAGAAAGGCAUAUCCUCACCUGGUGGCAUUCAAAGUUUCGUGUCAGGAGUGGGGCCAAGUUCUUCUGAGGAACAAAGAGUGGGACGCUGUGUUGGAGCACACACUGAUGGCGUGGCGCUACACCAGCGAGUUGCCACAGUGGGAUACAGCGAACCACAAUGCUCUCCGAGAACAGUGUUAUAGCAUUCUGGCAGCUCACAGCCUCACUGCUCUCCAGCACCACCACCCUGAACCCAACAGAGGAUGCGAGUUGCUUAGAAGGUUGAAGAUGGCUCAGCUGCACAGCCAGUCAAUUGUGCCUUGUAUUCAGGAAUUGCAGAGGAUAAUGGGAUAUGCAGGUGACUCCCCCAUGGAUACAAAAUAACGUGAUAAACACUCUUACCAAGUGGCUGUACCCAAGUGAAAAGUGUAGAUAGAUUCAUAGAUGACCUGAAUGAUUUAUGUGUGGUAAAGGGCCAAAAAAACAUUUUACAUGUUGGUGUUUGUUUGUGAAACCACUACAGUAUUCUUCCAAAGUGUACUGUAAAUGUAAUAAGUGCCAGAAGAGGCAGGUUUACAAAGGAAAAUAUAACCACCUUCAAAAUGGUUGGAAGUACAGUGAAACCUCAUAUUUAAUCGUAAUGCAUUUUUACAUCAACUGGAAAGCAUUAAUGUUACACGGAGUGUAACAUUUGUUGCAUUACUUAAUGUCCCUAUUACAAAAUGUUUUCUUUUUAGACAGCAUUCACAUUGUGAGAAAUGUUCAAUAUGAUUACAUUUUUGUAUAUUUUUUUAGAAAUUUAUAUAGAAUAACUUUUGUAUUGACCAUUGAAAUGUAAAGUAUAAAAUAGCCUUUCUUGUUGCUUUAUAUGGGUGUGUAUAUAUGUCCUUAUUACUAUUCACAAUACUUGAAACUGGCUUUUGCCAUCUUUGUCUGUAGUUAUGUUUUCUGUCUGUCUUUGUAGUGAGUUGUCUGUCACUGAUUGCACUGUUGCUGUUUGUCCUGAAAACUUGAAAAAAAUUUGAUAAAAUAGACCCAUAAUUUAAAUAAAAUUGUGACUUUAUAUUGCAAAGAA